Molecule: messenger RNA, 454 nt
Organism: Calidris pugnax (ruff)
Lineage: Eukaryota; Metazoa; Chordata; Aves; Charadriiformes; Scolopacidae
Product: synaptotagmin-3-like
Exons: 1
Biological process (GO): regulation of calcium ion-dependent exocytosis; cellular response to calcium ion; regulation of dopamine secretion
Cellular component (GO): membrane
Molecular function (GO): calcium ion binding; calcium-dependent phospholipid binding; clathrin binding
Source: RefSeq, a predicted model, not a curated record
UCCCGGGGGGGGACACCCUGCGGGCGGUUGAGCGUGGCCCUCCGCUACGCCUACGGCUCCCAACAGCUGGUGGUGAAGGUCCUGAGGGCCUUGGACCUCCCGGCCAAGGACGCCAACGGCUUCUCCGACCCCUACGUCAAGAUCUACCUCCUCCCCGACCGCAAGAAGAAGUUCCAGACCAAGGUCCAUCGCAAGACCCUCAACCCCGUCUUCGACGAGACCUUCAGCUUCGGGGUGCCCUUGGCCGAGCUCCCCCUGCGCCGCCUCCACUUCAGCGUCUACGACUUCGACCGCUUCUCCCGCCACGACCUCAUCGGGCAGGUGGUGCUGGACAACCUGCUGGAGGCCACCGAGAGGGGGGACGAGGGACCCAUCUGGAGGGACAUCCUGGAGGGCAGCGGGGUGAGGAGACGGGGAAUAGUGGGGAUGGGGGCCCACCAGGGACCUCCUGGAG